Messenger RNA from Musa acuminata subsp. malaccensis (wild Malaysian banana), 1179 nucleotides. The record is from RefSeq and is a predicted model, not a curated record. Lineage: Eukaryota; Viridiplantae; Streptophyta; Magnoliopsida; Zingiberales; Musaceae.
UAGAGAGAGAAAGUAGAUAACAAAAUGAACAAGGAAAUGAAAUCAUGUGCUAAUGGAACAGGAAAUGCUUACUGAAAAGUAGAGCUACCGACCAAAUCCAGCCAAACACAACUCAAUCAAGUGAGUUGCUCAAGGAUUAGUGUCGAUGAGCUCAGUACUCGAUUCACCUCCUCUCUCAUAUAAAUCGAGCAUUCGACUCUCUUCCCUCGUCCCACCACUCGACCUCUCCCUUUUGAUCUCUUCUCUUCUUUCUUCUUGAGCUUGAAACCACCAUAGCUAGCCAGCAUGGGCAGGUCUCCGUGCUGUGAGAAGGCUCAUACGAACAAGGGAGCUUGGACGAAAGAGGAAGACGAGAAGCUGAUCUCUUACAUCAAGGCCCAUGGCGAAGGCUGCUGGAGAUCACUCCCCAAAGCUGCAGGUAGGUACCUUAUUCUGAGAAACUUAGGGUUAAUCGUAUGUCGCUUGCAGUUGUUAUCUACUGGGGAUUUGCCUGCUCUUGAAGGUCUGCUUCGAUGUGGCAAGAGCUGCCGGCUCAGGUGGAUAAACUACCUCCGCCCCGAUCUCAAGCGCGGCAACUUUACGGCGGCAGAAGACGAGCUCAUCAUCAAGCUCCAUGGCUUGCUUGGGAACAAAUGGUCUCUCAUAGCAGGGCGAUUGCCGGGUAGGACCGACAACGAGAUCAAGAACUACUGGAAUACAACCAUCAAGAGGAAGCUCCUCGGCCGUGGCCUCGACCCUCAGACUCACCGACCCAUCGAGCUGAUCACUAACCCCUUCGCUACCUUAAAACAACAAGACGUGUCCAUGGCUCAGGACUGCACGACUGUAGCAAAGGUCAUAAACUUCUCCAGCGACGACGGCAGCAGCAGCAGCACCGACCUCAAUCUCGAUCUCUCCAUAAGCCUUCCUUACCACCCUUCUGCAGAAGUGUCAGUGGCAACCACAUCACAAUACUUUGUGCUGCAAUCUCGGUUUAACCCAAGCUAGUACUGAAGCCUAUAGCUGCGCCCAGAACAUCCCAAAAACACUUGUAUUUAGUUACAGUAGAGGAAGGACAACACAUACAGCUUAGAUGAGUAAAGGUGCUUCAGUAGCCAAUUCUGAUGUGUGUACUUUUUUUGCAUGCGAAAAAGGUUCUUCUGCAACAAAACGAACUGAAGUGAUAAGGGAAGCCCGGCA